CGCCAUACCUGUACAGCUUCAGAGUGACAUUGGAUCGCUUCUCUGAUGAUCAGCAAUGGCGGGCAGAAGUCGGUCACUCGAUAUAGUGUACCCUCGUUCUGAUGGCGUAGCGAGCAGUACUUGGCCGGUUCUAUUUCAGUCGAGACAGAGCUCGCAAUGUCUACAGGCUCGGGCAUGCUUCAAGCUUCCGUCUGACGGAUGUUGACGCUCUCCAUUCGCAGGCGUUAUCGUCAGACUUGUCUCGGACACGCCAAUCUCAUUGGAUUCAAUCGCUUGGCGUGCGUGCUGUUCGGCCGAGUAUACCAUGCACCUGUUCACCGAUACCGAGCUACACCUGAUGACGAGGAUGGAAGAGCACACCACACUCUACUGCGGAGCUCACUCCAAAUCGGGAGCCAAGCGUGAUUGCAACCUCGACAGCCUAGGCAAUCCGCCAGAGGAAACACGAUGUCCGACGGUCUCAAGACUGCUUGCGUACUACGAUCGAACUGCUCAAUCGUACUAUACGACCAUCACAGCCGGCUUCUUCAAUAAUUGCCCAGCAUCCACGGCUCCCGGUAUCUUUUCCAUCUUGUUGCUUGCCUCUCCAAACGCACAGCUCGCAUUCGAGCUCGAGGUACUCCCGCCGAUUUACGACUCGACCGAUUGGACCGUCAUCGCGUCUGGGCCUCCCGGCGUCAAAUCGAUCAUUACUCACGAUCGUCUAUCUAGCGUACAGCCUGCUGUCACCGUCUCACUCAAGAUCGACUUCAACGAAAGACAGCAGCACUAUGCAGAUUGGAUCGAAUGUUGUCAAGCUUGGCUCACCUUCAGUGCCGAGAUCGAUGUGCUCGAGCAGAAGAUGACAAUCAUACCAGAUAGUCAGAAGCUCGAGGUCUACUGUGCAACGACGAGCGAGCGUGAUCCGAUGAGUGGCAGCUCGUCCAAAUGUUCGCCGGCUGCGCUGGGUCAUCCCAAGGGUGAGCCCAAACUCAGACGGUGAUCAAACAGCUCAUGCAUCUCCCCUUUAGCCGUCACACAAUGUGUUGGCUCGAUCAACCUUGGCGCAUCGUCGCUCAAAACCAUGUAGCGCUCGAUCUGAUGCAUCAUCCCGUUUGAUGACACGCAUCCUCGGCCUCUUGCGUUUCGUCCCACUCUGACCUCACAAGAUGCGCUCGAUCAAUCUUCUCGCUUUCUAUCUCUUUGCCGGCCGUUACGCUGCUUCUAUUCUGCCUCAAGAAUACCAGAUUGACCUGUGGAUCCAUGGCUUUUGCGACCCCACACAAGAGUCUCUACAGCUUAGCGUCUUCUGUCCCCAAUGUGCCCUACGCUUCACGGCCGUUCCUCCCAUGUCAGAAUCAGCGACUUGGACCAUACAGGC
Molecule: messenger RNA, 1360 nt
Organism: Mixia osmundae IAM 14324
Lineage: Eukaryota; Fungi; Basidiomycota; Mixiomycetes; Mixiales; Mixiaceae
Exons: 5
Coding region: 305-982 (225 amino acids)
Source: RefSeq, a predicted model, not a curated record